CAGAGAGCGAGAAAAGAAAAAGCAGCUGGAGCGGAGCUUUGACAUCGCUGCGUGGAAAGAAGACAAGACUCCCGCGCUUGGCUCGAGAUUUUUGGGCCACAAGUGCCGGGAGCCUUUUGGCCAUGAAGCCGAGCAGUGGGACGGCCAAGCCUGAUGAUAAGGCAAAAGAAUCAGGGCAGAAGACCGCACAUGAAGUGGAACACAUUGUGAAGCAGGCUAACGAACUCAGCGCCGGCGCAGAGAAGCGAAUUGAGCAGAAAGAGAAAGCUCUCGAAAACCUGGGGCUUCUUCAGGAACAGUUCGAGGAGAAGGACAAACAACUGCAGGCAUGCCAAGCUCGGUACACGCAGGUGAUGAAGGCUCUGAACGAGAAAAGGGCCAAAAGGGACCACCUAAAGGAGCAGGUGGAUGAGUGCAAUAGGAUGAUGGCAGGAUUGGUCAAAAACACCUUGGACAACAGCCGCAAGGCCCAUUUCCACAACAAGGAGCUGCAAAGUAGCUACCAAGCUGGCGAGCGAGCUGCCAUGAGAGGUUUUUCCUCGAACAAGGACACUGCGCCUCAUAGAAUGGGAGCUACACAGGAUAAGACACGGUUGCUCAGCAAGACUCGAACAGGAGGAUUUGGCGCCACGGCUGGGAGUGUGUUGGGAAGAACCACUUCCGCGCCAAACCUCACCGGCAGUCAUGGUCACGAUAUGUCAUCCGUGCCUUCUCCCAACUGAGAUGGCCACCUGCUGGAUGCUGGAUGCAUGCCAAAGGCAUCGUGUUCAGCGGCGGCCUCGUGAGACUUUCAAGCAAACCCUCCUCCGAUCUUGUGAGAGCAAUGCCACACUAAGCCCCAACAAUGUUUCGGGAAGGAGGCUUUGCACCGUGACCAGCCCAGUGCACAACUUAAAGCUGCUAGAUGCCGUUUGCAAAUGCAUGACAUCUAGCUGCUGGAGUGUGAAGCUCCAGUCUGCAGACCGGACAAAAGUGAUUGCCGAUAGGCCAUGAUGGUCAAACGUCAUGAACACAGACGCCUCCCCAGGAAAGUAUGCCCCUCCUGCGUUACAUAUGCGCACGCACAAAAUAGGUUCCAAAGAAAUCAUAUAAAAGGUUUAUUGCAUCAUAUUGCAAUGUAGUUUUCUAUGUAGUUUUGUGGCUAGCUGGAGUUUUUGGCGCUAUCAACUUUUCUCAUGCGACUCACCCAGGGUUUGGCUCAGCCGUGACUCGACACAAUGCCGGACUCUGGGGACGAGGAGCUCAGCUUCUCAACAUGGUGGAACAUCUCGGAGAAGAGGAUGAACCGGGCCAAAUCUUUGACCCGGGACCUCUUUAUGAGUUUGCGUCAGAAUAGGCUUGAAGAGCAGAUGAAUCCCGAUGCUGGCUUGGACCAAGUAGUUCGAGAGCAGAAACAGAAAAAAGAGAGGGUCUACCGGCGAGCGCGACGACACCAGAAUGUUAUCGAUGCGUCUUAUGACUGUAUUGAGGACUUGGCUCGCGCUUCCAAGAAGGCGGUCGAUAGCAUUACGCAGCUCACCCAUGAACGCUACAAGGGCACAGCCAACAUUCAGAUUUGUGAAGUACGCCAAGAGUUGCGUUGUGGGCGGCCGCAGCCGGAGCUCUUCAGGGACAUUCUUGAUGAAGCACUUGAUGCGGAGAAGAGCACUUUGCUGAGCCAGCGGGAAGUGCUCCUGAACAUGGAAGAAGAAGGCAAGGAGCUGAUCAACCAAAUGGCUGAGAAGAGAGCAUUGCUGACGCGGAACUCCGGUGAGAGAAGGGUGAACAUGCUUCAUGAUAUCAGCUCUUUGAAUCAGAAGGUCGCAAUGCCCCCCAAACGGCCGCCCGACGGGAGCCCCACCAAGUCGAACCGUGGUGAUCAAGACAGCGGCCCAAGAGAGUACAAGCAGAUUUCUGAGCUGAAAGAGGAGUCCAAACAAGUGCUCGCGGAGACGUCUGAACUCCUUGAGAGGGCUUGGAACCAUCGGAAGCAGACGCUGGAGACCGUACGGCAGUUCAGCACUCGCAGAGAGACUUGCCAAAGCUCGGGCAGAGGCUAGUUUGACGAAGCGGGUGGAGCAGCUGUCUGAGAGGAAGUCGGAGCUAGAGACACAGCUGCGGGACUUGAGAUCCUCCUGCUUGAAGGGUGAGCGUGAGCUGGACAGUUCCUUCCGGAAGCUCUCCCCAACUGAUACGACCAAAAAGGAGAAGCUUGAGGCUGAUAGAGAGCUGUUGAACAAGCUCUGCAGACUUCGCGACAAGGUGGCAGAGGACGUACGGUGCAAGUCGGUGGCUCUUGAGAUCGACAAUACUUGCAAGCGUGUGAAUGCUGCGAAGGCAGGGGAGGCCAAGCUCAAACAGACUGGAAUGGGGAAGGAGACGGUGGAGCGCUCCCAGAGUUGCCCGGCCUUAAGGAAGAGCCCAGAUCGGCCGGGGUCCUCUCACUCGGGCACUCCUGGAGGGUCCAGGGCGCUCAAGGCUGGUGGGGCGGCCGUCGGACCCUUUUCUCCGUGAGAGGCUACGUGCAGGUUUUCGACGGGCCGGGAAGUGAGUGGUUUGAGCUGCCAGGGUAGGGCAGGGAGAUUUGCGAGAUAGGGCAAUUCCUUUGUGAGGUGCACUUUCGUGAGUUAACUGUCAAAUCAUCCGGCAUUUGUUGGUGGUUCUAGUUUGUGGCCCAACCCUGGAACUCGGCUUGCGGGGCUCCCUGAAAGGGUGGCCACGCUUGCGCCGAAAGAGCCAGGCGAGCAAACGGUCUCCUGAAAGGAGCCGAUUGAGGCAACAGUUUGAGGGAUCAUGAAGUGAACUCUCAGUUCGCGCACGAGAAAUCUGAAGUUGUGAGCCUAGGAGAUGCUUGAGGGAUGGGACGAUCUGUUUCUAUUUUUGGUGCAGAUCCUUGCCACGACAGCUGUGGCUUUUGGCUCCUGAUCCUGAUCCUUGGUUAGUCUGAGCCCAAACGCU
Molecule: messenger RNA, 2937 nt
Organism: Durusdinium trenchii
Lineage: Eukaryota; Dinophyceae; Suessiales; Symbiodiniaceae
Source: the annotation of a GenBank genome assembly